Molecule: messenger RNA, 477 nt
Organism: Serendipita indica DSM 11827
Lineage: Eukaryota; Fungi; Basidiomycota; Agaricomycetes; Sebacinales; Serendipitaceae
Source: the annotation of a GenBank genome assembly
AUGGUAUCGGAUCCAGAAAAGUGGGUAGACGAUGUUGCGAAAGCAGGGGGAGGAUUGUACUGCUUUCACUACGAGGCUACUAAGGACCCUCUCGCCCUCGUCAAGCAAAUCAGGUCCGCAGGUAUGAAGGCUGGUAUUGCUAUAUCACCGGAUACACCUUCAAAUGUUAUUACGGAUGAGAUUGGAAAUGCUGUCGACAUGAUCCUCGUCAUGACUGUUCAUCCCGGACGUGGAGGACAAAAGUUUAUCGAAGGGUGUGUACCCAAAGUCUCUGAGCUGCGUGCAAGAUUUCCGCAGCAAAACAUUGAAGUGGACGGAGGGGUCGGGCCAAAGACGGUCGAUGUCUGUGCUAAUGCGGGAAGCAACGUUAUCGUCGCAGGGACGGCCAUCUUUGGCGCGGAAGAUCCGGAGGGGGUCAUUCAACAGUUGAAAGCGAGCGUCGAGACUGCGCAGGCGAAGAUUAGCAGACAGAAUUAG